Lytechinus variegatus (green sea urchin) is the source of this 439-nucleotide messenger RNA. RefSeq lists its product as uncharacterized. The transcript has 2 exons. The record is from RefSeq and is a predicted model, not a curated record. Lineage: Eukaryota; Metazoa; Echinodermata; Echinoidea; Temnopleuroida; Toxopneustidae. Bases 50 to 439 code for a protein of 129 amino acids.
UAAUGAAUCGGGAUAGACCAAUUCUGUGGACUUCUCGCAAGGUGUGGCCAUGGGUCUAUCGGGGUUGACCGAUUCUGUGGACUUCUCGCAAGGUGUGGCCAUGGGUCUAUCGGGGUUGACCGAUUCUGUGGACUUCUCGCAAGUUGUGGCCAUGGGUCUAUCGGGGUUGACCGAUUCUGUGGACUUCUCGCAAGGUGUGGCCAUGGGUCUAUCAGCGUUGACCGAUUCUGUGGACUUCUCGCAAGGUGUGGCCAUGAGUCUAUCGGGGUUGACCGAUUCUGUGGACUUCUCGCAAGGUGUGGCCAUGGGUCUAUCAGGGUUGACCGAUUCUGUGGACUUCUCGCAAGGUGUGGCCAUGGGUCUAUCGGGGUUGACCGAUUCUGUGGACUUCUCGCAAGGUAAGGCCAUGGGUCUAUUGACAACUCCCUGUAAUAUUUGA